AUGGUGGUAGUUACUAUUCUUCUGGAUCACCCUAUAUUGGUAUCAUUUUCCACAUCUCUCAUACUCUUCCUAUUCUAUGUGAUCUAUCAACGAUAUUUCCAUCCCCUGGCCAAGUACCCUGGACCUUUCCUGGCAUCCGUGACCGAUUUAUGGCAGGCAUAUCAAUUCAUCACCUUGAAGCAGCCAUACCACCUGACAGUCCUCCAUGAAAAAUAUGGGCCAUUUGUUCGAUACGGACCCGACAAACUGAGCACGACAUGCGAAAGCGCCGUGCCGCUGAUCUAUCAGAAGGGUGGGAGGCAUAUGCCCAAAACGGAGUUCUACGACGCCUAUGGGGCCACGCAUCCAAACGUCUUUGGCAUGCGAGAUGAAGCCGAACACUCAUUACGACGUCGACACAUGUCUCACUCUUUCUCGAUUACCUACGUAAAAGAGAUGGAAGAGUAUUUGAACAUCAACAUUGGCAUUCUGAAACAAAAGCUGGACCACUACGCCUCUACCGGUCAAGCGUUCGACUUGAAGAAGGCAUUUCAUUACUAUGUCAUCGACACUCUGGGAGAGCUCGCCUUCAGCCAGAGUUUCGGCAUCCAGGUCACCGAUGACGAGUCGCUUGUUCCUCCGGUGAAGGAGCAUAGUCUGCUGGCGGCAGUGACUGGAGCGUGGCCGGCGAUGCUUCCAAGGUUGAAGAAAUGGCUGCCCCUUGUUCCAUACAAGCCUCUGAAGGAUCUAUUCAGGGGUCGAAAGGCCUGUGCGGAUCUAGCGUCACAAUGUGUCAGGAGAAGACUGGAUGACCUCGCCGACCUCAAGGACGACGAAUCGAGCGUCCGAGUCCAAAGAAAAGACAUUCUCACAAGCCUGAUCCUAGCCAAACAUCCAGAAACAGGUGAACGGCUGACCAAGACGGAUCUCGAAACUGAGGCCUUUGGCUUCAUAAUCGCAGGUACACACACCACCUCGGCGACUACAACCCUGCUUUUCUACCACCUCCUUCAUAACCCCGAGGUGCUCGCGAAACUCGUCUCGGAACUAGAUCACAACCUUCCUCCCUUAGCUCCCGAUCAGACGUCACAUUCGAUUUCACUUCUCGAAGCUUCUCUUCCAUAUCUCCGCAAUUGCAUCAAGGAGAACUUUCGCAUCAACCCGGUUUUCACCAUGCCUCUUGCUCGUCGUGUUACAGCAGAUGAAGGCGUCGUCAUCGACGGCGAACACAUAACGCCAGGGACCUCAAUCGCCAUCUGCAACCACGCCUUUCACCACAACCCGGCAGUCUGGGGUCCAGACCACAACAUCUUCCGCCCUGCACGUUGGGACGAACCGGCCACUAAUGCUCGCUCCCGACUCCUGAUGCACUUUGGCCUCGGCGGUCGCCAGUGCCUCGGCAAGACCAUCGCCACGACCAAUAUUUACAAGCUGACGAGUUCGUUGCUGAGUGAUUUUGAGUUUGAGCUUGUCCACGAUGACGAUGAGGGAGGCGAUGCCGGUCGUCUACCUGAAGACGUGGAGAAGGCGGCCAAAACCAACGCCAUUCAACGACAAUGUCCACAACGAGGAGCUCUGCCAAGUCAGAGGAACGAUGUGCCGUCUCUUGUGAGUGUGGGGAUCAGUGAUCUAGAGAGCUCGUUGAUUGUCAGAUGCAGAAGACGGAUGAGGGCACUAGAGAAGACGGACAUGAUGCCAGGGUCAACAGAUAUGACUGAAUAA
Messenger RNA from Rhinocladiella mackenziei CBS 650.93, 1701 nucleotides. RefSeq lists its product as uncharacterized. Gene Ontology annotation, molecular function: heme binding; oxidoreductase activity, acting on paired donors, with incorporation or reduction of molecular oxygen; monooxygenase activity. Lineage: Eukaryota; Fungi; Ascomycota; Eurotiomycetes; Chaetothyriales; Herpotrichiellaceae. Bases 1 to 1701 code for a protein of 566 amino acids. The record is from RefSeq and is a predicted model, not a curated record. The transcript is spliced from 4 exons.